Messenger RNA from Cinara cedri, 5234 nucleotides. Lineage: Eukaryota; Metazoa; Arthropoda; Insecta; Hemiptera; Aphididae. The record is from the annotation of a GenBank genome assembly.
AUUGCAUAUAAAUCAAUUCAGCGUGUCUGCACGUGUGGUCCGAUGUUCGUACGGUUAUAGUAUUAUUGUAAGUGUUGAUUCGAGGUUUUCUUUUUCGAGUAUCCAAAUGGAUCAUUUAAAAGGCCACGUCGCCGUUUUAACGGGAGCCAGCGCCGGCAUUGGAGCUGCCACGGCAAUUAAACUAGUAAAGGCCGGUCUUAUCGUUGUGGGUAUUGCCAGGAGGCUUGAACGACUUCAGGUAGGUCAACAUAAUAACAUUCACAUCUGAUCGCUUUUAAGCAUGAUUUAAAAUCGUAAAUUAGAAUAUUUCAAUCGCUGUAAUAUAUCGUUAACCCAACACCAAAGUUUCUUGGUCUAAAAGACUGUUUUAGAAUUUUGGUUCAACAAUCAGAUAAAUUCGAAAAAUUAAAUCUUUUUCUUUUAUCGCUCGUGAACAAUUUCAAAUUUUUUUUUAUAUCUAGUUUGUUGCUCCAGUCGUUCAAAGUCUUCCAUCACUCAUUAAAAGUUGAAUCAAAAGACAUAAACAUUUGAUUACAAUAUACAAUACUUACCUAACUACAAUCAUUUAUAAUUAUUAUAGAAGAAAAAAGAUGUACAAUUUUAUUCAGAUUAGAUAGAAAGCCUAUUUAUUAUUUAGAUCUAAAAACAAAGUUUACAAUUCGUCAAAAUGUGGGGCUGUAUAUUGUUUUAGAUAUUGAAAAAAUCAAUGGAAGAAAACAAUUUCAUCGGUCGGUUUUAUCCAUUAGUGUGCGACGUAACAGACGAAAAUGACAUACUCAACGCUUUUAAAUGGAUUGAUGAAAAUAUCGGUGGUAUACACUUCAUGAUCAACAACGCCGGAAUUAUUAGAAUAUCUCCAAUUAUGAGUGAGAACACAUACAACAUACCUACCAUACAUAACCAUUUUUUUUAAAGGAAAAACAUUUGUAUCUUAAUACUAAAUAAUAAAACAAGCUAAAUUACUGCUGUCGAGUGUGCCACUGUUGUAGGUGGGAAGCUGAGAAGGUAGGUAGGUAUACAGAUUAAAUCAAUUUAUGCCUGUACGCAACGAUAAAUUAUUGCGUAUUAUAAAAUGACUUUGAGAGAAGUUACCUUUUAUGUAUUUUUAAAUGCCAUGAUUUUACGAUUUACGUUAAAUGUGAACUUAAAACCAUCAUAAAAUUCACUAAAUUACACUAAUCUUUAAUUUGAUUUUACCACGAAGUAUAAUUUGUAAUUAAAUUUUCGAUGAUUUUUUCUACUCCAAAAGUACUUAGAACAGUGGCUUACCUAUACAACGGCACGUCCACAUUUUUCUAUUUUUUAAUUAGAUAUUUAAUCGUGCGUGCAUUAUAUUUUAAUAUACAUGCAAAACCGAACUUUUUACGUGCAUCGAAGUUAAUUAAAAAAAUACAAUUAAAAUACGAGUAUAUUCCCCGUUCCGCUCGGAAUCUAAUAAUCCGAUUGUGUUUUACUCUGUCAAGUUUUAAACAAUUUUAUUUAAAUCAUUUUGUAUUUUGACCACGGUGUACAGGCGGUGCUACAGAUAAAUGGGAAGAAUUGAUCAAUUGUAAUGUAAUGGCGCCAACAAUUUGUUCGAGAGAAGCGUAUAAACUGAUGAAGAAAUAUAAAGUUAACCGCGGACACAUUAUCCAAAUCAACAGGUGGUUUAUUCCGAAUCCGUAGAUAAUUUAUUUCAAUAACAUUAAUAUGUAUUAUAGUAGCCACCGAACGUAUACAAUAUAACGUAUAUAAUUCAAUUUGGUUACAAUUGGUUUGAAUAGUGUUUUUUUUUUUUUUUUAAUGAUUUCAGCAUUACAGGUCACUCGUAUUCGGUUAAUCCCGGUAACAAAAUGUACAACGCGUCCAAACAGGCACUUAGAGUGUUAACAGAAGGACUUCGCCAUGAAUUGGCCGCAGCGGGGGAUUUUCACAUCAAAGCUACGGUGAGUAGAAUACAAUUCAAAUUUAAAUCAUAUCGUCCAAGUAUAUGAUUACCCAAUAUGGUUGCCCAAUUUAAAAUUAUAAAAUACGGGGGAAAAAUAAAAAUUAUUUAUGUCAAUCAUAUUAUGUGAAACUCGUAACAAAUUUUUCAUUAAGUACCUUGAGUUACACAACUGUAACUAAUAUAACUAUAGAAUGUGCUUAAAUAUGUCGGUGAAGGAUGAGCUUUUAUUUUAAUAUUGGUUUUCUAAAUCUCUUUGUUACCCAUAUUUUUGUAGGUGAACGACAACCUACUUUUGAUUUUCAAAUGUCAAACUAUACUAAAAAUUACAUAAAUAUCUGGAAUAUUAGAAUAGUUAAUUAUUACAGAAAAAACAUCUUCAUCUUUAAAAGACAUUUAUUAAUUUGAUAAAUUGAGCUACAGUCUUAAUAAUUAAUUUUUAGUUUAGUAUUUUAUUUUUUAGCAGUUAUUCAGAUAUUCAGAGUUUGUAGUUAAUAUGUAAUAAUAUAAUAUGUACAAUUAUUAUUGUAUACCUUUUUAUUGUUAUUAUUUAUUUCAUCAUUAUUAUAAUAUAUAUAUAUAUUUAUUUUUUUUUGGCGUUCAAAUAUCCCUCGCGUCUAUGUGUGGCGGCAUCCAUAUGGCGGCGUGGCGGCGUCUAGACGGCCGCGUCCAUUCGUCCUAGAUCCUUGUUGACAAGAAAUCUCAAUUUUAAAUUGUGGUAGGGGGAGAGUAGUGGAGCACUCGAGCAUCAUUUGUGUUUUAAGGGGGUCCCAGUCCGUCAUUAUCUGUAGGGUUAAUAAUUAGCCCACUAGCCUUAUAGGCAGGUAUAUCUCGGUCAUGUCAAUGUGUGCGAGUGUAAAUGAACAUUUGUGUAUGUGUGCUACACACCGCACGUAUCUCAACGUGCCGCCACGGCCUAUAACCAAAUUUGGAAUUUAUUUUGUGUGCUAUUUUAAAUUUUAACGAUAAUAUUUUGACAGAAACAAACAAUAAACUAUGUUAAUUAUAGUGUACGCGCGUGCAACGAACACUACUAUAAUUGUAAUAUAAUAUUAUUUGGCACUAUUUAUAAAUGUAUAAUGAACACACGAUAAACCCAAUCAUCGUCAGUGUUUUUUUUUAUAUUUUAUUACAACGAUUUAGUACGUCAACUACUAUUUAAUAUUAUUUAUUUUUUUUUACCACAAAGUACAACUUAUAAUGGACUACUUAUUAAAUUUCCAAGUAUUUCUGUUUGGUCUAUUCGCAUAGUACUUAUACCACAUAAAACCUAAAAAAAAACGACGUCCCUAAAUCCAUUACUAUUUUCCCUACCCAAACUUAAUAGUAGAAUAUAUCUUAAAGGGUUAACGGAAGUCAUAAAUGUCAACUCCUAAUAUUCCAUCUAUUCAUGGAAUUAUUAAUAAAAGCUGUCAUUUGAAAAUCAAAAGUAGGUAUUCAUUUUACCACUGAAAAUAAUACUAUUAUAACAUUUUAGAACGACUUGUUUCUCAAAAUUGUCAAAAACCAUCUUAAUUUAUUUUUUCUCAUUUUAUCUACUAUAUCGAAGACACGUAUAAGCUACUUCUUAUGUACUCAUCCUCAUCCUUUAUCCUAUCUUCUCUCGUCACUUCACUCAUCCACCUAAACAUUUUCAUCUCUGCUAAACUCAUUCUUUGUUCUAUUAUUCUGUCUUUCCCCCAACACUCCGAACGUACAACACUACAACAUAGUCAGUCUGAUCACAUUUUUGUUGAACUUAACUUUAAGUCUUAUUGUAAUUCUCUUGACAAAUAAAACACCUGAUGUUUAUCUCCAUUUUAUCUUGAUCUUAUGUUUCACAUCCUCAUCAAAGACUCCAUUAUUUUGAAAAAAUAGUAUAAUAAUCAAAAUAGAUAUCCACCGAGUGAAUCCCAGACCCAACGCUGGUCUUUUAUUGAAGAUUCCGAAAAUUUAAUUUUUAGACAUCUAACUAGAUAUUCGAAAAAUGGGUAAUUAUAUUGAAACUACAUCAAUAACGACUCGUGAAUCAAAGACAUAUUAUGGGGUGUUUGAUAAGAGACUUUUCGAAAAAGUCUUCGGCGAAGACUGGAGUUCGGCCGGUGGUUAACGGAAAAACCAACGUUGGGUGGGUUCAUUACUUUUCGGUUUUUCGAGAUAUCUUUCUAGUUUAUACUUAUUAUAUUCUGUCAUUUUAGGUUUGUAGAAUAUAAUACUAAACAAUUGUAAAUUGUAUUUAGAUAUAAUUAUUAUAAUUAAAAAAAUAAAAUCACGAAUAAAAUGGUUUCUGAAAUUAGAUUUAAUUAUUGGGCACAUACUUCGGAAAACUAUUCCUCAGUUAGGUUCCAGAUUGGAUAUGGAUCUAGAUGUCUAGGCUGGUUUCUUCGUAUUACUAUCUAACAGUAUUGUAGUUUUCUUGUGUUGUGUAAUUAUUAUUAUUUUAAAUUUUGUAAUUUUUUAGUACACACUUAUUUGGUUAAUCGCGUUGGUACUUGGUUAUUUUAUGACUUUGAUAUUAUUAUUGAGUAUAAUAUGAUAAUAGUUCAUUAAUUAAAUUAUUAUGGUUAAUUUUUUGGUUUUUGAUGUUUGUUGCACUCACAGCAAUAUUCUUACAGCCAAUUCUUAGUUUUUUGUUGACGUAUGUCUGUCUGAUUAAAACACGGUGUGACACGAACAAAAUGUUACCCCUCAACAACGGUAACUAAACGUGCUUGACUGUGUAGGUUACGUGUAUAUUUGAGGAACACAGGAACACAACGUUACGCCUUUGUUAGUGUCUUAUUUAGUCAUCUCCUUUGGUCUUUCAAAAUAAUAAUUAUUAACCCUUACGAUGAACAAAAUCCGUUUUUAACCCUUCAUUUUGAUGCACGCAGAGCAUUAGUCCAGGUUUCGUGGAUACGGAGAUAUUUGACGCCGCCAAAUUGACGCACGCCAAGUUGAGAGCUUCGGACAUUUUGAGCUCGGAAGAAAUGGCUGACAUGAUCGCCUUCGUCAUGUCAACUGGACCAAACAUUUUGGUAAUUAAAUAGCUGUAGAAUUUUUACAAAUCGAAUCUGAGAACAGCACAGUUCACAGUUUAUAACAAUUGUACCGAUCAAACAUUAAAAUAAUAGUAUUUUAUUUUUUAGAUUGCUGAAAUGAUCGUUCUCAGCCAAGGUCGUACUAUCCAAUCGUAUCCACGCGCAUAAUACCUAAUAUACUAUGGGUAUAUAGACUUACAGUGCUUAUUUAAAAAUUAAAUUUAAAUCAAUAGGUACAUCACGUGAUUUUAAAGUUUAGACAUAUUUUUUUUCAACACCUAUUGAAGUUAUUUAUAAUAAUAUAAUGUACG